GUUGGAUUCCUCCAAGGGAAGUUGAAAGAGUUGGCAGAGGAACACAGCGCGAGAGCGACCUCUUCCGAUCUUUUGGGUUUAAAAAUAAAAGAGACGCCGUGAUCCUUCUCUGUUCCACCGAAGAUCUUCAACGGCCGACCCGCUUCCAUUGGACCUUUCUGUGUCCUCUUCAUCGCGAUCGACCUAGAGCGGAUCAGACUUUCCUAGUGGGGAAUAGGAUUUCAGGAGCUUCGUCCGCGAAUUUUACAUGGCUGGUGCUCCUGCUAGGGCUCGGGCGGACUACGAUUAUCUCAUCAAGCUCCUUUUAAUUGGCGACAGCGGGGUUGGCAAGAGUUGUCUCCUUUUACGGUUCUCGGAUGGCUCCUUCACUACUAGUUUCAUUACCACAAUUGGUAUUGAUUUUAAAAUAAGAACUAUUGAGCUUGAUGGCAAGCGUAUUAAAUUACAAAUUUGGGAUACAGCCGGUCAGGAACGCUUUAGAACAAUUACAACUGCUUACUAUCGAGGGGCCAUGGGCAUUUUACUUGUUUAUGAUGUAACUGAUGAGUCAUCCUUCAACAGUAAUAACUGCUAUCUUAUUCUACUAAGAUUUUAUUUAAAUUAUACUUUUCAAAUUCUUAUUGUUCUGGUUUUUCAAUAUGCAGACAUAAGAAACUGGAUCAGGAAUAUUGAACAGCAUGCUUCUGAUAAUGUUAACAAGAUUCUAGUUGGUAACAAAGCUGAUAUGGACGAAAGCAAAAGGGCCGUCCCUACCUCGAAGGGUCAAGCACUCGCCGAUGAAUAUGGUAUCAAGUUUUUUGAAACUAGCGCAAAAACAAAUCUAAAUGUGGAGCAAGUUUUCUUUUCAAUUGCUAGAGACAUCAAGCAGAGGCUUGCAGAAUCUGAUAACAAACCUGAGGAACGGACAAUCAAGAUCAACAAGCCAGACCAGUCCUCCGGUGACAGCAAAGCUCCAGAGAGAUCGGCCUGCUGUGGUUCUUAAAGAAGUACAAGGGAUUGGAAGCGGUGCUUUUUGGGCUGGUUGCUGUUUGAUCUUAUUUUGAACUAAUAUGAGAAUUAUAGUUAGUGAUUUGGCUGAUGCUUUGUAUUUUAAUCCGAUCAUUCUUUACACUCGCUGAUCCUGCGUGCAAUGUUGUUGCUUUGCUGUGCCGGGAAAAAAUUGGUACUAUAUUGACCACUUCUAUUUCUCUUUUCACUAAGCAUGUUGCCCCCUUCUCCAUUAUGUUAUCAUUGCGUGUACGCAUAGCUGAAUCCUCUGUUGUUUCUCAA
Dendrobium catenatum is the source of this 1269-nucleotide messenger RNA. Its product is annotated as ras-related protein RABE1a-like. The coding region runs from base 248 to 982 and encodes 244 amino acids. Lineage: Eukaryota; Viridiplantae; Streptophyta; Magnoliopsida; Asparagales; Orchidaceae. The transcript has 8 exons. Gene Ontology annotation, cellular component: plasma membrane. Gene Ontology annotation, molecular function: GTPase activity; GTP binding. Gene Ontology annotation, biological process: protein secretion; regulation of exocytosis. The record is from RefSeq and is a predicted model, not a curated record.